AUGAAAAUUUCACAUAGAACAUCCAAUCACAUGCACACAGUAAAACAUACCAUAAAAUUUGUAGCUUUUGAUGAUAACCAGGUUGGACAAUUUAAAAAUUCUUUUCCUGUAAAUAUUCAACAUCCAAAUGAAAGGGACAGGUUGAAACAAACACGACAUCAUUUAGGUAAUGAUAAAUUAUUUUUUAAUGAAUAA
Messenger RNA from Clunio marinus, 195 nucleotides. NCBI's taxonomy places the organism in Eukaryota, Metazoa, Arthropoda, Insecta, Diptera, Chironomidae. The record is from the annotation of a GenBank genome assembly.